UCAAGAGGGUUUAGAGACUGCGCUGAUGUCUCUUUCCCCAGAUACAUGAUCAAUUGGAAGGAGCUCACCUUGUCUGGCUUGGACCUGCGUUACAUCGCGCCCUCGUUCCAGUCCCUCUUCCGACACUGCACCGAACGCAUCUCUCGUCCAACUCGCAGGAUCGCUCUCGCUCAUCGGUGAUAACCUUUGGAACGAAGGAAAGCGAGGCUUACAGAUCAUGUAUCCACGACCAUGGCACUCGCCCUGUUUUCUCGCUUCACCACGUCGUCCUCUGCCUUUUCUUCUCCUUGCUUGACGCGCGUUACGGUGAUCCCUCAUAUUGUGUACUCUCAGUCAAACAGCUGACUCCCUCCCAUCAUUUGGAUAUCCCGCAACUCGAGCUCCAACGAGCCAUCAAGCCAUUCCGGGCGGCACAAUGCCCUUCCCAGACACCGUCUCGAGCGUCAGUGGACGUAACAGCAGAUCCAGCAACGUCUCCGCUAUGACCGGCAUCUCUCACACCAAGCCUGCAGGGGGAGGCACCGAGAUUACGCUGAAUCCCGGAGUACUGAGUAUGCUCAAGACUUCGACGGACACAGGAGAUAUUGGAGCGUUGUCGUUCAACCAUGCUCGCUUACCCGGCAUGUCUCGCUCCAGCGCACCGCGCAAAGAGCACCCCACUCGAGGUUCGGGAUCGGUACCACCUCACACGUCAGGCAGCUCGUCUGCUAAACAUCGCCACGCUCCAUCACAAGCAUCUCGAGCGAGUUCCCGGUGGGAGACUACCUCGCACCAUCGACGUGGCUCGCUGACCAGCAUGCAUAGCAUGCCACCGUCCCUGCCUCUUAACCAUCAUGACAAGAAUUCCGUCACUGCGUACCCACAAGCCAGUGAGAAUGCCAGGGACAGUCGAUCGUACUCGCUAACGUCAGCUCCUUCCUCGCAGCUCAUGCCACGACAUCUGUCAGGCGCGAGCUCCAAGAGUCGUGGGCAUGGUUCAAACCGUCACCAUCGUGUGCUUGCUGAUCCAAGUCCACCGCUUCCAGAUAGUCGCCAACAAUUCGUCUAUCCCACUCGUCUGAAGCGACCGGGCUUUCGUGCUGGUUCGCCAGCACUAAGUGAUACUUACGUCCAGGGCCUAUCAUCACAUGGCCAGACUCAUGUUCCGCCUUUGAGACCACACGAUCGUCGUCCUUCUCCAGACUUUCCUUCGCGAAAUGGUACCUACAGGCCUGAGGGUGCUGUGGACUUUGCAUACGAUCCGCGCUAUCUCAAUGUGCGACCCUAUCCGCACUCUCGUCAUGCUCAUACCCCACCAGGUAUGUCUGAGUACGACAUCGGACCCAGUCAACACAGGGUGCCUCAUCCUCGUGGCGCUCGAUUUGAUGGCGGUGCUCCAGCUCGCUUCAUGAUGGAUCCAGCACAUCAUCGUCCGGUCUAUCCUGCGAACUACUCGGGAGGGCCUCCAAAUGCUAGGUCGGGCUACCAACAAUACUCACAGACUCCUUACGGUGGUUCUCGUGGCCCACCACCAGCGCAAGCAAAUUACUCCCAGAUGCCGCAUAUGAUGUUUCACAAUGCUGCUCGCAUGGCACGUCAGGUCCCAUCUCGUGCUGAGACCCCUAUGACCAAUCUUGGCCUCGACGGCUCGUCGCCUGCCUCUGAUCCGCCGUCUACCCGAUCGGCCGCGACUCCUUCCAGUCCUUCGACUCCUAGGGAUUACAGUGCCACGCCCGUUGGUGUCGAUCCAGCAUUCAUUGAUCCAGCCUUGGCUGAUCUACAAGAUUCACCCAGCGAACCACUCCUGUCGGCAAAGUACUUCGAGUAUGCUGAUGGCCUCUACCGCAAUCCCAGCGAAGCCGAACUAGAAGCAGUUCAGCCUGCUCUUCCUACCACUGGAUUCGUGCAGCGCGUUCGGGCGAUGCUGGAAUCUAAAGCGACGGUUGACACGUCUCCUGUAGCUGCUGCAAAAAACGUUAUUGCCCUGCCCAAGACAGCCCCUGAAGUGGUCUUGACCGAAGUACAUGAGCUUGAAGCGGGCGAGAUGCAACGCGAAAUCUCUGCACAGAAUCAAGAAUUGUAUGAGUUGGCUGCUAAUGAUGCACUCCAGUACAUUCUUGAGGAGGAAGCACAAGAUCCCGUGGAGUUACCAGCCUCCGGUCCCGAGAUCCCACAAACGAUCCCCGAGCUGGAAGUCAUCGAUGCAACAGAGCGGCCUUCGGAUAUCACUUCGCAUCGCAUCACGGUGGAGAUGGUCAGGACUGGACUCGGUCCUGGAAGUGUUGCGAGUGAUGAGACUGGCAACGUACACGAGGACGCCGCCGCUUCGUCGACAAACGGUGAACAAGACAAGCAAACGGAUGAUGAUUCCGCGGAUGAGCGUCCACCUCAUCUGCUAGACUCUCGACCGGUGAUGGCUCCUCCUGCAGAGCUAUCGAACUCCCCUCCUUUGCCGAAACCUCGAGUGGUCUCUAAUACGACAGUAUCUGGCGAUGCGACCUUGCCAUCCGAGGCCAAGUAUGCUAUGCGUUUCACCUCGCCAGCAGACUCGAAUGCUGAUUCGGACGAAACGCAAUCCGAAAACCCAUUUGCUUUGGAUGCUGAUACCAUGACUAUUGAGCAUCAAAAUCAAGAAGCGGCCGCGACUGCCGCCUCGAAAAAGAGCCGGUUGUCGAAUGACACGCACAAGUACGCUGUAGAAGUGACCGAUAACGUCACGACAAACCUUCUCAAAGUCACCUUGGAUCCUGUGAGUCCGCUCGGAUCUGAUGAGAAUGUUCAAAGAUUCUCCGCUGUCAGUCCACUGCCGAGUCCCCAAAUCGCUGUUAAUCAAUGCGCUAUCUCCGAGACCAUUGCGGACAUGCCGGGAGCAUUCCCCGACGCUGAAGAAAUCGCAUCGACCCAAAAUGAGCCUCAGACACCCAAAGCUCAUGUCAAAGUUGCCUGGCAGCGCCCUGCUACAGACACUUCGGACUCGAAUGUGGACAAUCAUAUAUCACUCCCAGGCAACACGAGUACAUUCAGCGAAAGUACUGCCAACAAUACAUCGGACGUGGUGACUGAUGUCGCUAUUCGCUUCACUCUACCGUCAGACGCUACCGCAAACAUCGCUAGACCUCAUGUCGUCUCUGUAUCCACUGGACCUACUCCAGAGGAAGGCAAUGCGGAUAUACUCCCUUCCCUUCGAAGAGGUCAGAUGACCAGGACCAGCCGCCGUACUUCAAUCUCAUUCGCGAAUGAAGUCGCCCCUUUGAAUAUCAAUAAACGUGUCGAACCACACCAGCGUGCGCAAUCUGCUGGUGCAGGACCUCUGAUCACUGGCCAGACCAUUACACGAAAGCCAUCUCCGCUGAACGAUGCAGCAGAAACAAGUCGCGCACCCCUUGAGCAAACUACGGAUGUACGACUCCCCGGCACUGCCAGAAAUUUCAAUCCUCCUUCGCACUCACGAUUCGGUAGCACGCAACUUCCUGGUCUAAAGGAAGAGUCUGCAGAAGACAUGAGUCAUAUCCAUAAAGAAACCGACGAAGAAACUCCCCGCUUCCCUGUACCGAAUCGUUUCGCUGCCAUGCGAGCAAUGCAGGAACGUCGUUUGGCAGAAUCCGCGAAAUCAUCUGGCGAUGGCCAUACUAAGAAACCUCGCCGCGACACGGCACGUCUUUUCAAUCGUCCCCUGGCCGACACGAAAGAUCUGCCUUCGCUCAACUUCAGCCGCACCGAUCUCAUCGACAAGCUCAAUGAAGCGCUCGAAGUCGUGCCACCUCCCCGCGAUGCCAAGUCCAUGGAAAUCCUGCGUCCGGCGACCCAGCAUCGUUUCUCGGGCAUCUUCUGCCCCUCCCCACAGCGUCCGCAGAGCACAGAGCCUCUUCGCGAGAGAUACACAAGCUUCUUCUGCAAACCGGAGGAUUUCAGCUGCUUUGAUGUGGUGGACUUUGAGGAUGGCGAAGGUGAUGCAGUUGCCAACGGAGAAGCGGAUGAAGAUCCGAACGGCAGUCAAGACGAUGCGACUCCGAAGCCGAACGACAUCGGUUCUCGUCCUGCUGCCCAAGCGGAACUGCUUGAAUUUGCGUCGCAGAUCAAUCGACUUUCCAUCCCGUCUGUCAAUGGGCUCUCUGAGAGACUCUCUGGGCUUAUCCCUGGUCUCAGGAAUUUGCAGAAUUUUCACUUUGAGGACAUCCUCGGCAGCAGUACCGGACGUGAGUCCACUGGGAUACUGUGGGAUGGGGAAAAUAUAAGACCAGGCACGGUGUUGUCUACUCGGAGUUCAGGCUUUCGAGCUCUGGCGGAACGUGCGGAAGAGAUUGUCAAGAACGGCACGCACGACUCUAUUGUCCCCAAGUCGAACACGGCUCUGGACAAAGAAUUGCCACCACUGCCGGGGACUAUGUCUGCGGAGGACGACCUGGCGGCGAGUGUCGCGGGUUGGAAGAAGCAGCCUGGACUCACGACAUCGGUAUCAGCGCCUUCUGAUCUCAAUCAAGGCUCUCGCCCAGCUUCUGCACUUACGACCUUCAAGUCUCCGGCCACCGCUGAAGAAGUUCUAGAUUUGCUGCCGACGGGAAUGAAUCCCAUCGCAAGGAAUGCGAAACGCUCCAUGAUCCUCUCGCAGCCGAGCAGUCGACCCUGGAACCUCGAUGAGAAUUAUCCCUGGGCAGAGAGUAAGGUCGACAUCGAUUUGAGUAACCCAUCGGAAUCGCAUGUUCGCGAUAUUUCUGGGGCAGAGAAAGGUCUAGGAAGAAUUACAGGCCAUUCUUUCGCCGCUGGAGAUCUUUCUACUACCCAUGAGACGGUCGAUCUCACCACAGAACAGCAGGGAAUUGAUAUUGGUUCCAUCACUUCCGCGACACAUCACAACAAGCACGAUAAUGCAUCCAUCACGACUGAGCAAGCCACAGGCGUCAGCACAACAUCUCAUCAUCAUCGCAAACAUUCCAAGCGCUCAAUCAUCGGCUCCAUCACGAAGCGGAUUGUUGGCGGAUUGAAAAGUCGCGCACCUACCGAAGACUCGGAGACUUUGAACAGUACAUCCAAAUCUCCCGUGCCACCAUAUGAACAGCAUACUUCCAUCGACGGCCUUCCGGCCCACCGUCCUGGGGACCGUUAUCCAACCAGUGGACUUUCUCCUCCUUUGACGGGUCUCAAUUUGAACCUCGACGAAGUCCGUUCCUUCUUCUCGGACAACAGCUCGGACAAAGAACACAACUCUUCAUUCCGCAAACGUCUCACCAACUUGAAGAAAGUCGGCGGAGGAGGCAGCCAUGGCAGUAAGAACAAAGGCCUCCGCCUCGAUCGAUCUUCUAUUCGCCAUCUUCACCUCCUUCAUCACCAUCAUCGGAAUGCCUCCAGCACUAACCCUCGUCACCACUUUCACCGCGGCCACCACUCCUUGGACGGCACCGGCCACACCACCGCAACCUCCACCUACGAAGUCGAUCCCACCGCCACAACUACUAGCCUCCCAGGCACACCAACCACCCUGAACUACCACCAACAUCUGGGCUCUGCUCACGCAAUCCCGAUAUCGUCCUCCACUGCAGCCCUCGCCACAGCGGCCACAACAGCAACAGCGCCUUACCCGGCUUCCCUCGGCGGCACACACGGCGUCGUGGUCGGAAUGGGCAAGACGGAAUUCCACCUCAAGCGCUUCGGCGAGAAACUCCGCCAUCUCCUCGCGCGCAGUGGGGAUCUAUUCCGUUCCUUCAGCGCUAGUGCGAAAGGUGGACGGUCGGGUGGUGAUCGUGUCUUUGCCGCGAGGAAGGUUUUGGUCGGCGGGAGACGGGAGAGACGGGGAAGAGGAAGGGAAGAGGAUGAUGACGAUGAGGAUUGGUUGGCGGAUUCGGUUUAUUCGGGGCUUUGAUUCGGGGUUGGGCCCGUUUCAUGUGAGAAGGUGCUGGGUGAUGGUGGUGGUGGAAGAGUAUGGGUGGGCACGGGUAUGGGUACGUACGCACAGGCGUGGUUGAGACGGUCCGCAGUAUCUUAUUCGACAUUUAUCUGAGAGGUCUAAUUUGUAUAUCUACUCCUUGUUUAUGCUUCGGGCUACAAUUCAGCCAUCCAUCUCCCAUCAUUCUCGAAUCGAUCUCAUCAGUUAAG
Dissoconium aciculare CBS 342.82 is the source of this 6069-nucleotide messenger RNA. RefSeq lists its product as uncharacterized. The transcript has a single exon. Bases 416 to 5836 code for a protein of 1806 amino acids. The record is from RefSeq and is a predicted model, not a curated record. NCBI's taxonomy places the organism in Eukaryota, Fungi, Ascomycota, Dothideomycetes, Mycosphaerellales, Dissoconiaceae.